GUUCAAAGCCUCCUGCAUGGACACCGGCAGGGCAUUAGAAUGACGCACGGCUGGACACAUACUCCCCUGGGCUGACGCAUGCGAACAGAAGCGGACUAUUGUGCGGCGGCGAGCAUAGGCGGGACAUCUGAGACUCGAGCAGGUGAUGGACGUGGACGUCGUGGCGGCAGCCAUGCGCUGUCUGAUGAAGAGCUGGAGGCGGUGGCCUUGGCGGUGACGGCCGCUGUUCUGAACGCGAUGAGUGACAGGUCGUCCACACAGUGCCAAAUGCGUCUGCAGUUGCGGAAGCGUAGAGCGUUUCUGCAGCGCGUGGUUGAAGCUUCGGAUUGCGUGGCGACGUCUGAAGUGGUCGUGCAGCUGUGUUCGGCUCUCUCCGCCGGCGUCUUCCUGUGUGAGACACCGCAAUGGUGGAUAAAGCGAAGGACGAGUGGAACGUGGGCGGAUCUUCUCGUAUGUGACGAUGCGAGUGACAGUUAUUUCCGUGAGAAAUUGCGAAUGUCGAGGCCAGUCUUCAUGCAGAUCGCCGCCGCAUGCACCGCGUUAGUGGAGAAGAAGGCCACACAUUACAGGCUGCCAUUGUCUGUGGAGCAGGUUAUUGCAUUCGCGUUGUAUAGGUGGGCAUCUGGGGAGACUUACGAGAGCGGCACGUCAUCCUUCGGCAUCGGCAGGGCUAUUGGACUGCUGGUCGUUCGCGACGUCACCUCGGCGUUGCUGAAGGCGUACCUGGACACCAUAAAGUGGCCGAUGGGGCGGAGACGUGUGUGGAUUAUGUGCGCUUUCCGAGAGAAGGGUUUCCCGAACUGCUUCAGUGCAAUCGACUGCACGCACAUCUAUAUCGACAAGCUCGCCGGCUCACCAUCAGAUAACUACUACGACCGCAAACAAAAGUUCUCAAUGCAAGCCCAGGUGGUCGUGGAUUUUGACUUGCGUAUCCUGGACGUCCAUGUCGGAUACCUGGGCAGUGUGGACGACAUCUGUGUCCUGCACAACUCCCAUUUGUGGAGGCGCCCACGCCCCAUCGGAGAAUCUACCGCACGACAUCGUUACGCGAGGUUACCUUCUUGGUGACAACGGCUACCCCGUUGCGUGUCCAUGGAUCAUGCAGCCGUACUGAGGAGUCGACCAACCUCCUGAUGAGGAGCGCUUUGACACGAAG
Chara braunii is the source of this 1156-nucleotide messenger RNA. Lineage: Eukaryota; Viridiplantae; Streptophyta; Charophyceae; Charales; Characeae. The record is from the annotation of a GenBank genome assembly.